UGCUCCCAAACCUCAAAUCUGCUGCUCUCUUCUCUUCCAUGAUGGAAACAGUUUUUGUCUUCUCUCUGUUCAGGCAAACAGUCGCUAAUGAAGCUUCCAUGAAAACUCAAUUCCCUUUCGAGUGAAAGCUUGCGAAAAUCAAAGGAGAAAAGAAAAACUAAACUGAGAUUUCAAUCCUUCGUUUUUCAAGUCCUAUAUUCAAAUGGAUUCAUUGAAUUUCUACAACAUCAAAGUUGAGAAGGCGAACGCGAUGCGAAGGCAUCACCAGCUUCAAAAGAUCGCAAACCUGUGCCGGAUAAUCAAGAACGUGACAGUCAACUUGACGAGCCCUCGCUUCGUGUUUUUUGUCGGAAACGUUAUAGUCAUCACUCUUUUUGCCAAGUCCGGCCAGUUUUCGACUCGAGAUUCUACCACAAAGACUUCUGAAUUUGAUCUUUACGAGGAGUUCAUCGAGAAAAGUGAAAAAAUUCAGAGAGUUCACUCAGAUGACACCCGACGCCUUGAAGAGCAUAGCACAUACGAUAGUAAAGUUAAGGAUUACCGGAGAGUUCAGAGUUACUUGCAGAGCUCAAACAGAGGCUUUGGUGAGAAAUCACUCCCUGUACCACAUCGUAUAGAGACAGAAAAACUCAGGAAGAGUUCUUACUCUUGUGACAGAUCGACAAAGAGCUCAAAUACUGAAGAUGAAAGUAGUCACGAGGAAUUCCAGCGCAGGGUGGAGGCUUUCAUUGCCCGGCAGCAAAGGCUUCGAAGGGAAGAACUGUACUCUGUUGUACUUUAAAAUUACUAAAAAGAUGUA
Molecule: messenger RNA, 799 nt
Organism: Juglans microcarpa x Juglans regia
Lineage: Eukaryota; Viridiplantae; Streptophyta; Magnoliopsida; Fagales; Juglandaceae
Exons: 2
Coding region: 203-781 (192 amino acids)
Source: RefSeq, a predicted model, not a curated record